Molecule: messenger RNA, 2317 nt
Organism: Patiria miniata (bat star)
Lineage: Eukaryota; Metazoa; Echinodermata; Asteroidea; Valvatida; Asterinidae
Product: EF-hand and coiled-coil domain-containing protein 1-like
Exons: 4
Coding region: 434-2317 (627 amino acids)
Source: RefSeq, a predicted model, not a curated record
CGGAACAUCAUCCCAUUAAUUGCAAUGCUCGCUGAUCUCCGUAAUACACGAGCACGGCUCAUCAACCAGGGGCGCAGUUUGGCAGUCAUCCAUUCAUAAAUACUCGGGGAACGUGGCGGGAAUUCUGCGCGGUUGAGUUUGGCGAGCUGUGUGCGCGGUGUAGUACGCCAGGGGGCAUUUAUCGCCGGCUCUGGGUGAUAAUCAGCUCGCUAGCGCGGUACGGUGUAGAGACCCCGUGAGAUGAGCCGGACAUUCAAUGGUGUGCACGACCACGUGAAUUGCAGAGAGCGUACACUGCAAGUUUUCCCACAUACGCGUAUGCAUGCUACUGUAGAAUAACAGACUCAUCUGGGAGAAACAGACGUUAGCCUCAAACACGGUCCUUCUCAGAUUGCAUCGAAACCCUUAUCUGGAUGAGAGAGAAACCUGCAACAUGGAAAGACCAGAAUCGUUCAUCGUCCCCGCCCGCCGCUCCCAGUGGCUGGUCAGCGCUUUGGCCUACGCCUUUGGUCUCGACCAGGGUAUCGAAAAUGAAGUCGUCGUCCUGGCCACCGGCAUCGAUCAGUACAUUCAAGAGAUAUUCCACCACUUGGACGUGAUAGGCAAGGAUCGAGUAUCUCUCCCCGAUUUUCAGACACUAUGCGAGGUUAUCGGGUUUCAGGACUGCGGUAUGAGUCCAGUGGCCGAGGAGCCCUCUUCGCCCAAGGACCCGUCCACAGAACUUACUUUCAAGGAGUUCCACUCCAGACUAGUCCAGUGCUUCAUUGGAGAGGAUACAGGCGGUGGGCCUGCAGGAGACGGCGUCGAGAAGAGGUGGGACAAUCACGGGAAGUUCGUGGAGGCAGAGGUCAACAUCUUGCCCAGGAGCGGGCUGAGCGUUCGCACCAUGUGCACGGAGUGUUUCCAAAAGCGACCGGUGACAGAGAUUUAUCACUCGGUAAUGUUCAAGCAGGGCAAAUGUUGCUUUCCUGGGGGCAGCUCGACAGAGGUUGAAACUUCAAACUUAAGCGGUGCGCCUUUUGAGAGUCUUGGUGGCUCGGUAUCUACUUAUUCGACCGACUGUCAGUGUGAAGACCAUCUUUGUGGCAACCUGCCAGAAGUGAGGAAGUUGCAACAGGAGAAUGACGGGCUGAGGGAGAUUAUCGAAGACAUGCGCCAGGCCCUGCAGAGCAGCGAUGCAAGGCACCUGGCACUCCUGGUGUCCCUCCGCAAGAUGCAGAUGGGGUCACAGGACGGUCGCGGUCAAGCAAUCCCACCGCUGCCACCAAAACUCCCUGGACACUGCUCCAUCCGUCCGCAGAAUGCAGUCACUCUGUCUCGAGAGCUGAGCAGGCUCCGGGACGACAGGGACAGGCAGCUGGAGGAAGCCAUCAGCUACACGCAGUCCCUGGAAGCCGAUCUUUGGCAAUCGAGACGGAACCAGGACCGCCUGGACCAAACCAGGGCGGUGCUUUUGGGUCAGCGGCAGUCUCUAUCGCAGCGCUUGUGCUCUGCCAGGGAGACACUUAGCAGCGGGUUGGAGAGGGUCCGGAAGCUGGAGAAGCAGAUAGAGAGGAUGGACAAGGUGCAGGCAAGAGCAAAAGAACUGGCGGAAUGGAAACCGUGCGAGAGUGAAGGCCCGAACCCUAAUGGCGAGUCCUCCAGUCGAUGCUCGGAAGACUCCGGUGGAGCCUCCGAGGCCUCCGCGAUCUCGACCUCGGGAGAGUCCGGAGGCUCCUCGGAAGAGUCCGGAACCUCCACGGAAGAGUCGGGAGCCUCCUGUGAAGAGUCGGGAGCCCCUUCAGAAGAUUCCGCGACCUCUUCGGAAGAUUCCGCUGGCUCCUCGGAGGACUCCGGAGCCGAUCACCUGACCGGUAUGGACUCGGGCUGCGUAUCUGACAGCGAACGGGGCUCACCGACCUCGGCCGGCAGCGAAGCCGAUAGCAGCUCGCUGGGAAGUGGAAGCACAUCCGACGAAGAAUCAGCCUGGCAGGAAGAAGCAAACAACAACAAUAAUAACAACACCAACAAUAACAACGAAAACUGCGCAAACUCAGCGCUGACCGGGGGCCUGAACGACGCUGAUUGGCUGAUCAAGCUGACGCAGGUGCAAAAACACCUGUUGGAGACGGAAGUCGAGAAAGGUCAAGCAGAGGGCAAGUUUAAACAGAUCCGAGCCGACCUACUGCAGGAGCUGAACGUCAAACUCCAAGAGAACGAGAAGUACCAGACGGAGAUCCAGUCGCUGGAGACGGAGCGAGUUCGACUGUCCGUCAUCGAGUCUACAGUGGGAGAGGUCAUCGCUCUACUGCGCAAACUCCGUAACCUUGUAAGUUGA